AUGUCGAGCAGAAAUUUGAUCAAAGAAAUGGUCAUCCUUGGAGUUGAGAGCGCAGUGUCAGGACUCGAAAGAAUGGAGUCAAUUCGCAGCAACGACGCGCUCUUUGUUGAUCCAGGGAUGAUUCCCGUAUCUAAUACGGCGUGGACGACGGAGCAUUUGUCGCCAAAAGUCAAUAGCUCGUCCGUGAUGGAACGCUACCCUUGCAGUGUCCGAGACCGCUGGAGUGGUCAGAGCAUCGCCAGGGAGGUUCCCAAAGCAAUCCUAGUCUAUCCGUAUCGAAUGCUUGGGAGCCAUUUCGACAGGAUCCCGCAGGCACCAAGACAAGGAAGCCAGGGGAUGGCCGAGGAUGAUCUUAGUAAUAAUGGACAAUCACGGAGCGUGACGCCGUCGACGGCAAGGUCAGAGGCGGGAAACCUCUGCGUUGGAUACAAGCGGGCCGUUUAUCGUUCUUUCAUCACAUCAAGCACUCCCUCCGCUUUGUCUGCGAGGCGCGCUUCCCACGAGCAACGCAAUGUAACUCGGUCGUGGAACACUGUCCAGAGUGCCGGUUCUCGCUGCACUGCGCUUUCAGCAAUCCAAGAAGGCCCAGCAAGCCUUCCUAACCGACGUUCGAGAAGAGACGAAGAAUCGUGGGGAAGAUGGAGACACUCGCUCGCAACCAGGAUCUCCCUCGUUCCGCUAGUGCGCGAUGGCCGGCUGAGAUUGGGCAAAUGGCGGCCAAGGAUCGUUGAGGAUUCCCGCGAUGCCAUCAGGAUGCCCGAGAUAACGUCCCAAUGGUGGCCAAAGGAGAGGGUGGAUGCCACCGUCUCGCGUGACUAUGUCCUGAAGACCCUCGAUCCUGCGUUUCAUCCGCGGCUCAAUUGGUUUCUCUCCUUUGGCGAGAGCCUGACGGACGAUACCUACAUCGACUGGAUCCUUGAACGGGCCCGGAAGCUGUAUCUUGUUUUACUGGAACUCAACCUGCAGAGCCGGAUAUUCCAGCUGAUCGAUAGCGGCUACGAUGAUGAAGACCUCCCCAUCACCAGAGAGAACACUGCCAAUCUUCGCCUCGCCGCCCCUGUCAAGGAUGUCUUCUCGGACUUCAGGUUUGCCGGCGUACAGAGCCGGUUCUUGGUACGAUCGAUCCCUGAGGGUGAGCAUGUGGUCUUCCACGAAGAGGAGCCAUUGCCCGUGGACGCCCCCAAGCAGCAGAGACUGCCCAUCCCCUUCCCGGAGUCUAUUCAGAUUGAUAGCGUUGUCCACGCUUCUACAGAUUGCCGGGAAUUACUGCGCUUGAGCAUUGCCCUUCCGGAGGAACCGUACUAUCGGGAUGAAAACGAAAUCCUUCGGGAAGUCAAGGCUUUGCGACCACUUGCUCAUGAGCACGUUAUCUCCGUCUUUGGCUCCUACUCUGUGGGCGACACUGUCAAUGUACUGUUGUCUAACGCACCAGAAUACACAUUCAAAUCCUUCCUCGCCGAUCGGCCAAGUUCUUUCAAACGCCUACCAAAGAAUACACAACAGUCUGUGCUCCUGAAUUGGCCCCAUUGUCUGGCUAGUGGGCUCGCAUGGCUUCAUGGUCACAAUCAGUGUCACGGUGCCAUUCGCCCGUCCAAUAUCUUCAUAGACGCAGACCAUCACAUUCGCCUAGGAUUCUUCGACGUGUUUGACCCGUUGAUCCCGCAGAAACAACCAAACGAUAUCGAAUCAUAUCAAACUCCUAUGCUUCGAACCCUCCUUCGUCGCGGCCAAAUACAGCUAGGAAAGAGGAUCAUCUCCCUGGUUGGUCUCCGGUAG
Messenger RNA from Uncinocarpus reesii 1704, 1776 nucleotides. RefSeq lists its product as uncharacterized. The transcript has 5 exons. Bases 1 to 1776 code for a protein of 591 amino acids. Gene Ontology annotation, molecular function: protein kinase activity; ATP binding. NCBI's taxonomy places the organism in Eukaryota, Fungi, Ascomycota, Eurotiomycetes, Onygenales, Onygenaceae. The record is from RefSeq and is a predicted model, not a curated record. Gene Ontology annotation, biological process: protein phosphorylation.